AUGUUUUCUAUGCUUGUAGAGUUCUUCAAUUACCCCGAAUCAUCUCUUGCCACUCUAAACAGUACUACUUUGAAUUCCAGGAAUGGACUCAAGGCCUGGGGUAGCGCCUCUUGGCUAGCUAGUUGCUUGAUAGCUUUCUUUAGCAUUAGGGAGUUAGGACAACCAAAUUACUGCAAGAUGGGAACGAAAAGGCCUAGAAGUAUUAAUUUAGAAAAAGCGGAAACAAUCAAUGUUGGUGUUAUAAUUGAAGAUGGAGCCUUAAGGUUGGAGAAAAAGAUGAUUAGUUUGGAAGAAAAGGUGGAUGAUAUGGUUCGUCGCAUGGCCUAUAUGGAUUCGAAGAUAGAUAGGUUGUUUGAUUUGAUUAAUUCUCUUAUAGAGGCAAAACAUUCAAAAGAGGAUCCCGAAUCUCGUGAAAAAUCAGUGUUAAGUGAUUCAUCUGAAGAAGUUUCUUCCAAACGUAUGAGUUCGAAAAAUGACACAAAGAGUCCCUUGAAGAGUAAGGGUGUUGAAGAGGAUUUUAGUAAGGAAGAGAAGAAUGUUUUGAAGUACAUCUUCGAUGUAAACCACAGUCCCGAUGAAAAGAUCGUGGAGAUGUCAGGAGAAUUUGGAGAAAGAACACGGUUAACAGAACUACAGACUUCAAACUGGCUAAGUGCAGAAAUUUUAAAUCUAUACGCUUGUAUGCUGAGGUGGGAUAAUCGAAACGAUGCCUCUAAACUAUCAACGGAAAAUUGGUUUAUGCCAACCUAUGUCUCGCAAUACAUUACCGAAAGGAAAAAUGGUUGUGAUGCUGGUUGCAUAUGUCGUUAUUUCUUGCGUGAAGAUAAAUAUGGAGGGGAUAUUAAAAAAUGUGAAAAGAUCUUCAUUCCAAUCAAUCCUGGAGGUCAUUGGUACUUGUGUGUAGUCGACAUAAUCAGACAUGAGGUUCUGAUAUUGGACUCACUUAGGCCAAAAAAUUGUAGUGAACGUAUUUCAAGUGCCAAAGUUGUGCUCAAGUAUUUCCAUGAGGCUUUAGAGAUUGGAUGUGGUACAACUUAUAGUGUCAAUAUUUCUAAAUUUCCUACGAAAAUCGCUCAAUGGGCACCACAGCAAAAGAAUCUUUAUGAUUGUGGAUUAUUCACAAUAAGAUUCAGGCAACUAUAUGACGAGCUACGGGCCGGGAUGCAUUUCAGCAUUGAAAACUCACAUUUGGAGAGAAGGAAAAUGGCUGUUGAGAUAUUCUACCAUGAAGCAAAUGAAGCCAAGGAAGAGAUACUUAGAAAAAUAGCCCACUCUUCUCCUCUGCUGCAGCUUCUUAAUGUUCACCGGCAGCUCGGACUUCUACUCCUCCUUGUAGGUUAUAUUCAGAACAUGUUAUGUUUCAAAACAGAUUUAAUUGCUUCAGGUUAUACUGAUUUCAAAUGUGCCAGAUACCAUAAUCUCAAACUUUAG
Striga asiatica is the source of this 1431-nucleotide messenger RNA. The record is from the annotation of a GenBank genome assembly. Lineage: Eukaryota; Viridiplantae; Streptophyta; Magnoliopsida; Lamiales; Orobanchaceae.